Aureobasidium namibiae CBS 147.97 is the source of this 546-nucleotide messenger RNA. RefSeq lists its product as uncharacterized. The record is from RefSeq and is a predicted model, not a curated record. The transcript has 2 exons. Lineage: Eukaryota; Fungi; Ascomycota; Dothideomycetes; Dothideales; Saccotheciaceae. The coding region runs from base 1 to 546 and encodes 181 amino acids.
AUGACCACAUCAAGCAUCCUCACCCCACUCAAAGAUCUCAAAGUUGCCAAACAUCACAUCCCUGCACAUGGCUUGACGCCAAACACAUCCAUCCAGAACAAACCUCUGCUACUGUAUCGAAAUGCAUUCAAGGCAAAGACGAGUGCCAGCCAAAUCGAAGAACACUUGAGUAAGGUGGGCGUGGUGGAUCCCGCAUGGAGAUACACUAUGUACUCGACCUCCCACUUCCACAGCACCUCCCACGAAGUUCUCGCCAUCUGCCACGGAGAAGCCAAACUAUGUUUCGGCCAUGAAGACAACCCGGACCGUGUAGAGGAAACGCUCAAGCAAGGUGAUGUUGUUGUUGUGCCUGCAGGGGUUGCUCACAGGUUGUUGGAAGACAUCAAAGGAGGCUUCGAGAUGGUAGGAUCGUAUCCGAGAGGAUUGAGCUGGGACAUGUGUUAUGGAAAAAAGGGAGAGGAAAGCAAGAUUAAGGGGAUUGAGAAGUUGGGAUGGUUUGAGAAGGAUCCGGUGUAUGGUGAAGGGGGACCUGCGAGUGAGGUCUGA